Molecule: messenger RNA, 1495 nt
Organism: Aspergillus saccharolyticus JOP 1030-1
Lineage: Eukaryota; Fungi; Ascomycota; Eurotiomycetes; Eurotiales; Aspergillaceae
Product: kinase-like protein
Exons: 5
Coding region: 1-1068 (355 amino acids)
Biological process (GO): spliceosomal complex assembly; regulation of mRNA processing
Source: RefSeq, a predicted model, not a curated record
AUGGACAUGUCAGCUCAAGGUCUUUCCGACAUCUGGCUUCGACUUGGUCGAUCCAUCCAUCAAGAUCGAAGAGGGGACGUUACCGAACCACCUCGCCGAGCGUUACUACCCAGUGGAACAAGCGAGUCUACCCAUGUCGCCCUCAAGGUCUAUGUGUCGGCUCGAGGAGUAGACCAUGAGCUGAAUGUCUACAACCGCAUGCAGUCCAUCGAGACCGACCACCCGGGCACAAAAUAUGUUCGCAAGCUUCUCAAUCAUUUCUCGAUCCGAGGCCCUCAUGGUCGUCAUGUCUGCCUCGUCCAUGAGGUCUUAGGAAUGAGCCUGCUCGAGCUAGGCUUGAUCGGGAGCAGGUUGGGAGUUAUAGAUCCCGUACCCAGACUUGAGCAAGCGAAGGGACCCCUCAGGAAUUUCAUUUAUGCUUUGGAUAAUCUGCAUCGGGUGCCUCAGCUUAUUCAUACUAAGCACGAUUUGAAGACCAGGAGAACUGACUACAUCUACAUCAUGCCGAACUUUCAACGUGCCCCAGAGGUCAUUUUACAUUUGAUCUGGGACUACAAAGUCGCUAGCUGGGGCCUUGAAAUGUUGGCUUGGGACCUUGCCAGUACUAGCAGAUUCAUCACAAACCAUACAUUCGACGGUCAAUGGGACGAUGGCGCCCACCUUGCGGAACUGGUCGCCCUUCUCGGCCAUCCACCUAUUGACUUCGUCCGUCGGGUUCGCUUUGCACGCCUUCUCUGGGACGACGAUGGUAAUUGGACCAACCUGGUUCCGAUCCCAGAGCGAAGUCUCGAGCAGGCCGCGGCCGAUAUCAAAGGCGACGAGGUGGAGGGCUUCCUCAGAUGGCUACGUCGAGCUCUGCAAUGGGACCCGAAAGUUCGUCCUACCGUCUCGGACUUGCUGAUGGAUCCAUGGUUGAUGAAGGGAUUGGAACUUCAGUUAAACCAUGUGUCGCUUCAUGUCUCCUCUGCGACCCCAUUCAACACAAAGAUUGCGCUCAAGCCCAAAGCUCUCAGAGGAACUCCAUUCGUAGAUGACUCCAGCACAACCACAAGAGCGUAUGAGCGGUGAGCUAAGGUGGCUGUGGAGUGGGGUGGAGUUGAUUGUCCAUCAGUAAGUUGGAGCUUGUAUUCUUUCCAGUUCGGUGCCAAACCGUGGCUUAUCCGAGCACUGUUGAUGAGGAGAUGAGAGCAGUCUUCUGUCGGUCAAUCCUUUUCCGACCUGACGUAUUUCUGUUCGUUUAAUUUUCCCCGCGAAGCUAUUGGGAUGGAAGUCUCGUGCUGUUCCCCCUAACAUUUGUGGGCAGAGGAAGGGGUGCAGCCACGGGCCAGUGCUGCUACAUCGAACACAGUAAGCUUCAUUGGCGGGAGUCGAAGAGGGGCGGGGUUUGCAUGGGGUGAUGUGACCGCCAGACAUGAACUUGACGACGCACUGUACAAUAUGUACUAUACUCCGUAUACAUACUAAGUAGGUACAGUAUGUACGGAGUCAUAACCGA